Messenger RNA from Corythoichthys intestinalis (scribbled pipefish), 3447 nucleotides. RefSeq names its product WD repeat domain 26b (gene wdr26b). Gene Ontology annotation, cellular component: GID complex. The record is from RefSeq and is a predicted model, not a curated record. Bases 633 to 2525 code for a protein of 630 amino acids. Gene Ontology annotation, biological process: proteasome-mediated ubiquitin-dependent protein catabolic process. Gene Ontology annotation, molecular function: protein binding. The transcript is spliced from 12 exons. Lineage: Eukaryota; Metazoa; Chordata; Actinopteri; Syngnathiformes; Syngnathidae.
UGAUUCGUCAACGAAGUCAUUUUUUAAAAUUCACGUUCGGGUUGAUUCCAUUUUCGUUUCAGUUGAACUUACUGGUGUUUAACAGGAAUAUUUCUUUGAAUUUUCCCGAAAAUAAAAGCGUCGUGUGGCACCUUGCUCGUUCAAACGGUGCUUCUACCCGGAAAGUUGUGAGCGUCGGAAUUUCCGGUGAUGUCAGCACGCCAGGCCUCCAUUCGACCCGCAGCUGUUAGGAGGGAAACAACAACAACAAAAACGGGGCCGAGCGACGGGACGGGACGGGACUGGACGGGGCGGCCAACGGUGACAGUCCGCUCCGAGGCCUCCGAUCUGGACGUUGAGUCUCCUUCUCCCACCCGGAGCACCGCCGGUUUCUAACCACGGCCGCUCUCGGUGAGGAAACUCUGGCCUCCGCUUCCUCCUCCUCCGACUCGGACACCGGCGGAGCGUCGCCGCCCCCGCGGAAGAAGCACCGAGCCUCGGCGGCGGAGGGAGCAGGAGAGCCCGGGGCUUCAGCGGUUGCGCCAGGCCUUGCCGGAGUUGUCUUGGGACUCGGAGCCACAUCCGCCAUCCACUUUAACCGCGGCGCCGUCGGCCACCCGGGAAGCAGCAACAGCGGCAGUAGCGGCAGCAGCAUGCAGGCGAACGGAGCGGGGCAAGAACCGGCCGAGCUCUCCUGCCUAGGCGGCGCGCAGAACGGCGAGUCCUCCGCGGCGGCGGCGGCGGCUGGCGACGCUGACGGCGACGGCAGCCGCCGUCACUCGCUGCUCAGGUUUCUUCUCGACAGCGUGGGCACCAGCAACGGCUCGUCCACCUCCACCGCUUGCGCGGCCUCUUCGGGUUCCGAAGUGGGCUCGCUGAAGAAGAAGCGCUUGUCGCAGGCGGAGGAAGAUGUCAUCCGACUCAUUGGGCAGCAUCUCCACGGACUGGGGCUCAAUCAGACGGUGGACAUGCUGAUGCAGGAGUCGGGCUGCAAACUGGAGCACUCGUCGGCGAGCAAGUUCCGCAACCACGUCAUGGAAGGCGAGUGGGAUAAGGCUGAAAAUGAUUUGAAUGAACUGAGAGCACUGAUGCAUUCGCCCAACGCCAUUGUGCGUAUGAAGUUUUUGCUGCUGCAGCAAAAGUAUUUAGAGUACCUGGAAGACGGCAAAGUCCUGGAGGCUCUACAAGUGCUCCGAGGGGAGUUGACGCCGCUCAAAUACAACACGGACCGCAUCCACGUGCUCAGCGGGUACCUGAUGUGCAGCCACGCCGAGGACCUGAGGGCCAAGGCGGAGUGGGAGGGCAAAGGCGCAGCGUCCCGCUGCCGACUGCUGGACAAACUGCAAACCUACCUGCCGCCGUCGGUGAUGCUGCCCCCGCGGCGGCUGCAGAACCUCCUGCGACAGGCGGCGGAGCUGCAGAGGGACCGCUGCCUCUACCACAACACCAAGCUGGACGGCGGCCCGGACUCGGCGUCGCUGCUGACGGAUCACGUGUGCAGCAGGAAACAGUUCCCCUGUUACACUCAGCAGAUUCUGACCGAGCACUGCAACGAAGUGUGGUUCUGCAAGUUCUCCAACGACGGCACCAAGCUGGCCACCGGCUCCAAAGACACCACCGUCAUCGUUUGGCAGGUGGACCCGGAGAGCCACCAGCUAAAGUUACUUCGGACUUUGGAGGGCCACGCGUACGGGGUGUCCUACCUGGCCUGGAGCCCCGACGACACCUACCUGAUCGCGUGCGGUCCCGACGAUUGCUCUGAGCUCUGGCUCUGGAAUGUUCAGACGGGCGAGCUGCGAACCAAGAUGUCGCAGUCCCACGAGGACAGUUUGACCAGCGUGGCCUGGAACCCCGACGGCAAACGCUUUGUCACCGGAGGCCAGAGGGGGCAGUUCUAUCAAUGCGACCUGGACGGGAACCUGUUGGACUCGUGGGAGGGCGUGAGAGUGCAGUGUCUGUGGUGCCUGAGCGACGGCAGGACGGUGCUGGCGUCGGACACCCACCAACGGAUUCGGGGCUACAACUUUGAGGACCUCGCCGACAGAAACAUAGUGCAGGAAGACCACCCUAUCAUGUCUUUUACUGUUUCCAAGAACGGAAGAUUAGCUGUGUUAAAUGUAGCAACUCAGGGAGUGCACUUGUGGGACCUACAGGACAGAGUGCUGGUCAGGAAAUACCAAGGUGUCACCCAGGGCUUCUACACCAUCCACUCCUGCUUCGGAGGACACAACGAAGACUUCAUUGCCAGCGGCAGCGAAGACCACAAAGUGUACAUCUGGCACAGGCGGGGAGAACUUCCCAUCGCGGAGCUGACGGGCCACACGCGCACCGUCAACUGCGUGAGCUGGAACCCGACCGUCCCGGGGCUCAUGGCGUCCGCCUCCGACGACGGCACGGUGCGCGUUUGGGGGCCCGCGCCCUUCCUCGACCCGCAAGAGGCGGACGCGCUCAACGGUACCGCAAACGGGGGCGGAGUUACAAACACUUCUCCCGUAGGAAGUAGAAAUUUAAAUAUUCUAACUCGUCUCCUUAGAGAACGGCAGUAACACGGACAGUUAACGGGCGCUUCUCUCCCGAAAGCCCGCCAGUACUUCGACGUAAAAAUCCAAUCUCAACGCUGACCCAAAAAAACAAAACAAAAAAAACGCAAGCCACCAAGAGAGCAGACUGAGUCCCGGCGGACGAUGAUGACGGGCAAUUUGAUGUCCUCAUCUAAAAAAAAAAAAAAAGAAAUCCAGACCCAUCUGCGAAGAAGCAAGCACCGCCUACGGGUGAGCAGCAGAAUGUUUUCAAGAACGGGGACGUCACGUGUCCGCGAGAAGAAAGGGUGAAGAGGGGCAGCCAUUUUGUAACGUACACUAAGACUGCUAGUCAUCCAAAAAAAAGUCAGGAUGUUGGGUUUUUUGGGGGAGGAAAUUUCCACGACCUACUUAGUUGGACCUUCUCUACACUUGUCGCAAAUUCGGUACAAUACCAUUGAGUGCAAUUUUAGUUGCAAAAAAAGAAAAAAAAGCGGUAAGUUACAUGGCCGGAAUGGUGCGCUUCAACCUCCAAGUGCAUGCACCGCUGUUUGGGUUGAAUUGUGAAUUUUACCCAGAAGCCCAACAUCCCCAACUUUUUGUGUCACCCUCCUUGCAACACAUGCACAAAAAAGUGUCAAUGGUGACUUUACUCCCUACUUUUCCACUUCUUUGACAAUAUAGUGAGGGCAACCCUCGCGCUGCUGCACAAUGACAUCUGCCUGAAUAAGGAGGAGGAUGCAUAUCAGAGAGCGUGUGUGUGUGUGUGGAAGGGCUUCAUACUCGUGACAAAAUCUGUGACCCUUUUCCCCCUAGCGCGUGUGUAUGGAAAGCCUAUUCUUUCUAAUUCAUAAUAUCCAGUGGAAGGCCAUGUGCUAGUGUACGGUCUGUCUUCAUGAGAAAGACGAGGAAAGCGACGGUCUUACUAGUACUUUUUUUUUUCCCCCCA